Messenger RNA from Microcebus murinus (gray mouse lemur), 4334 nucleotides. RefSeq names its product WD repeat domain 19 (gene WDR19). The record is from RefSeq and is a predicted model, not a curated record. Gene Ontology annotation, cellular component: cilium; intraciliary transport particle A. Gene Ontology annotation, biological process: intraciliary retrograde transport; cilium assembly. Gene Ontology annotation, molecular function: protein binding. NCBI's taxonomy places the organism in Eukaryota, Metazoa, Chordata, Mammalia, Primates, Cheirogaleidae.
GCCGAGGCACCACCCUUCAGCUGGCGCUCGCUGAUUGGCCACCACUCGCGCGGUCUCCUGGGUGACGGGAACGCCGUAGCCUUCGUGGAGGAGACCGGGUGCGCCUGCGCAUUUCCUAGAUCGCACGGCUGCUCGCGCCUUGAGAUGAAGCGUGUUUUCUCAGUGCUUGAAAAGACUUGGCUUGGCACACCAAUACAGUUUACCUGGCAAAAAACAUCAGGAAACUACCUUGCAAUAACAGGAGCUGAUUAUAUUGUGAAAAUCUUUGAUCGCCAUGGUCAAAAAAGAAGUGAAAUUAGCUUACCUGGUAACUGUGUUGCCAUGGAUUGGGAUAAACAUGGAGAUAUCCUAGCAGUGAUUGCUGAGAAAUCCAGUUGCGUUUAUCUGUGGGAUGCCAACACAAAUAAAACCAGCCAGUUAGACAGUGGUAUGAGGGAUCAAAUGUCUUUCCUUCUUUGGUCAAAAAUUGGAAGUUUCCUGGCUGUUGGAACUAUUAAAGGAAAUUUGCUUAUAUAUAAUCGUCAGACAUCUCGAAAGAUUCCUGUCCUUGGAAAACAUACUAAGAGAAUCACAUGUGGAUGUUGGAAUGCAGAAAAUCUGCUUGCUUUAGGUGGUGAAGAUAAAAUGAUUACAGUUAGUAAUCAAGAAGGUGACACGAUAAGACAGAUAUCAGUGAGAUCAGAGCCGAGUAACAUGCAGUUUUCCAUGAUGAGGACAGAAGACCGAAGCUCUGCUGCUGAAAGCACAAUAAGUAUGGUGCUUGGCAAAAGAAAUUUGUGUCUUUUUAAUCUGUAUGAUCCAGAUAAGCCAACUGACUUGGAAUUUCAGCAGCACUAUGGAAGCAUUGUCUGCUAUAGUUGGUGUGGUGAUGGCUACAUCGCGAUUGGUUUUUCACGUGGAAUUUUUGUGGUCAUUUCUACUCAUGUUCCAGAGGUUGGUCAUGAGGUACUUCAAGGUCGUAACCAUAGAGAUAAUCUAACUGGUAUUGCAGUUUCACACACUCUUAACAAAGUUGCUACAUGUGGAGAUAACAGCAUUAAAAUGUAUGACUUGGCAGAAUUAAAAGACGUAUAUGCUAUAGUCAACCUGGAUGAUGAAAAUAAAGGAUUGGGUACCAUGUCCUGGACAGAUGAUGGUCAGCUGCUGGCGUUGUCUACCCAAAGAGGCUCACUUCAUGUUUUCCUGACCAAACUUCCCAUUCUCGGGGACGCCUGCAGCACAAGGAUUGCAUAUCUUACCUCCCUCCUUGAAGUUACUGUAGCCAACCCUGUUGAAGGAGAGCAACCAAUCACAGUUUCUGUUGAUGUGGAACCCAGCUUUGUAGCAGUAGGUCUUUAUCAUCUGGCUGUAGGAAUGAAUAAUCGAGCUUGGUUUUAUGUUGUUGGAGAGAAUGCUGUGAAAAAAUUAAAAGAUACGGAGUAUCUGGGAACAGUAGCCAGUAUUUGCCUUCAUUCUGACUAUGCUGCUGCACUUUUUGAAGGCAAAGUCCAAUUACAUUUGAUAGAAAGUGAAGUCUUGGAUGCUCAAGAAGAACGUGAAACUCGACUUUUCCCAGCAAUGGAUGAUAAGUGCCGUAUUUUAUGUCAUGCCUUAACUAGUGAUUUCCUCAUCUAUGGUACAGAUACUGGUGUCAUUCAGUAUUUCUACAUUGAAGAUUGGCAAUUUGUUAAUGAUUAUCGACAUCCUGUUGGUGUGAAAAAGAUUUUUCCUGACCCAAAUGGGACCAGAUUAGUUUUCAUUGAUGAAAAAAGUGAUGGAUUUGUCUACUGUCCAGUUAAUGAUGCUACCUAUGAGAUUCCAGAUUUUUCACCAACCAUUAAAGGUGUUCUUUGGGAAAACUGGCCAAUGGAUAAAGGUGUAUUUAUCGCUUACGAUGAUGAUAAGGUGUAUACUUAUGUCUUUCACAAGGAUACUAUACAAGGAUCCAAGGUUAUUUUGGCCGGUGGCACCAAAGUCCCCUUCUCUCACAAACCUCUGCUGCUAUAUAAUGGAGAGCUGACCUGCCAGACACAAAGUGGAAAAAUAAACAGCAUCUACCUUAGCACCCAUAGCUUUCUCAACAGCUUGAAAGAUAAGGGGCCUAAUGAACUGAGACAAAUGCUGGCACAGACUUUAAUGCUAAAAAGGUUCUCUGAUGCUUGGGAAAUGUGCAGGAUUCUGAAUGAUGGGGCUGCCUGGAAUGAAUUGGCCAGAGCUUGUCUACACCACAUGGAAGUGGAUUUUGCAGUCCGUGUUUAUCGGACAAUUAGAGAGGUUGGCAUAGUGAUGUCCUUGGAACAAAUAAAGGGAAUAGAGGACUACAAUCUUUUGGCAGGGCAUCUUGCCAUGUUUACGAAUGAUUUCAACCUGGCUCAGGACCUGUACCUUGCAUCCAGCUGUCCUGUUGCUGCCCUGGAGAUGAGAAGGGAUUUACAGCACUGGGACAGUGCUUUACAGCUGGCAAAGCGUUUGGCCCCAGACCAAACACCAUUUAUAUCAAAAGAAUAUGCUAUUCAGCUUGAAUUCACGGGUGAUUAUGUAAAUGCUUUGGCUCAUUAUGAGAAAGGAAUGACAGGUGAUAAUAAGGAACACGAUGAACUGUGUCUGGCUGGAGUGGCCCAGAUGUCCAUAAGAAUGGGGGACAUACGCCGAGGAGUUAACCAAGCCCUCAAGCAUCCUAGCAGGGUCCUUAAAAGAGACUGUGGAGCCAUACUGGAGAAUAUGAAGCAAUUUUCAGAAGCAGCCCAACUAUAUGAAAAAGGUCUCUACUAUGAUAAAGCAGCAUCUGUUUACAUCCGCUGUAAGAAUUGGGCAAAAGUUGGUGAGCUUCUGCCUCAUGUUUCUUCUCCUAAGAUCCACUUGCAGUAUGCCAAAGCUAAAGAAGCAGAUGGAAGAUACAAAGAAGCUGUUGUGGCUUAUGAGAAUGCAAAACAGUGGAACAGUGUGAUCCGCAUCUAUCUGGAUCACCUCAAUAAUCCCGAAAAAGCUGUCAGUAUUGUCAGAGAGACCCAGUCUCUGGAUGGAGCCAAAAUGGUAGCCAGGUUCUUUCUACAGCUAGGUGACUAUGGGUCCGCCAUCCAGUUUCUUGUCAUGUCCAAGUGUAACAAUGAAGCUUUCACACUGGCUCAGCAACACAACAAAAUGGAAAUCUAUGCAGACAUUAUUGGUUCUGGAGACACUACUAAUGAAGACUAUCAAAGCAUUGCCUUAUACUUUGAAGGAGAAAAAAGACAUUUUCAGGCUGGAAAAUUCUUCUUGCUGUGUGGCCAGUAUUCACGAGCACUUAAACACUUCCUGAAAUGCCCCAGCUCAGAAGAUAAUGCAGCAAUAGAAAUGGCAAUUGAAACUGUUGGUCAGGCCAAAGAUGAACUGCUGACCAGUCAGCUGAUAGACCACCUCAUGGGAGAGAGUGACGGCAUGCCCAAGGAUGCCAAGUACCUGUUCCGCCUGUACAUGGCUCUGAAACAGUACCGAGAAGCUGCCCGGACUGCUAUCAUCAUUGCCAGAGAAGAGCAGUCUUCAGGAAACUAUCGGAAUGCACAUGAUGUUCUCUUCAGCAUGUAUGCAGAACUUAAAUCCCAGAAGAUCAAAAUUCCCUCUGAGAUGGCCACCAACCUGAUGAUCCUGCACAGCUAUGUGCUAGUGAAGAUUCAUGUUAAAAAUGGAGAUCACAUGAAAGGGGCGCGCAUGCUCAUUCGGGUGGCCAACAACAUUAGCAAAUUUCCAUCACACAUUGUACCAAUCCUCACAUCCACUGUGAUCGAGUGUCACAGGGCAGGCCUGAAGAACUCUGCUUUCAGCUUUGCAGCUAUGUUGAUGAGGCCUGAAUACCGCAACAAAAUAGAUGCCAAAUACAAAAAGAAGAUUGAGGCAAUGGUCAGGAGACCCGAUACAUCUGAGACAGAAGAGGCCACGACUCCGUGUCCAUUCUGUGAAUUUCUUCUCCCAGAGUGUGAACUCCUCUGUCCUGGAUGUAAAAACAACAUCCCUUACUGCAUUGCAACAGGUCGACAUAUGUUGAAAGAUGAUUGGACAGUGUGUCCACAUUGUGACUUCCCUGCUCUCUACUCAGAAUUGAAGAUCAUGUUAAACACUGAAAGCACAUGUCCUAUGUGUUCAGAAAGAUUAAACUUCACUCAAGUGGAAAAGCUGUUGGACUGUUCCCAGUACCUGCGAACAGAGGUGGAGCAGUGAGCAGCAUGUUCAGGUAGGUGCCGGACCAGCCUCUCACCUUCCAUUCUGUGUAUUCCACCACAGAAUGAAUACAGCCCUUUAUAUCAGCAUUGACUCCUUUUUGUGCAUCACGUAACUUGCCAGACUUGAAUAAUCUGACAACAAACCUUUGGUGUAUUUUU